This is a messenger RNA of Abrus precatorius (Indian licorice), 2108 nucleotides long. RefSeq lists its product as uncharacterized. The transcript has 9 exons. Lineage: Eukaryota; Viridiplantae; Streptophyta; Magnoliopsida; Fabales; Fabaceae. The coding region runs from base 235 to 1782 and encodes 515 amino acids. The record is from RefSeq and is a predicted model, not a curated record.
AAAGAGCAAUGUGACGUAAAAACGACGUCGACUCGUUCCGUUGCUGGUACGCUUAAAACCUCGAAAACGACGCUUGGCAUUGCAAUAUUGCUUUGCUUACACAGUUGUAUCCUCUAAUCCAAAACGAAAUGGACCCAACAGAUCGAAAUCUAUUGCGUAAGGAACAAUAAUCUCAUUCUAACGUCAAUCCCCGAAGAAUAAAAAACAAACUCUCAUCGGAAUCCCCAAAAACAAAUGGACGACAAGACGCAGUCCGAGAGUAAGAAAAACGACGACGAGGAAGUUGCGCAACAACGACAAGAUCCUCAACCGCCAGCAACUGCCACCGGCGGUGGUUGGGGCCGGUGGGGCUUUUCUCCCCUCUCCAUUCUCACUGAUCUUCAGAAGGCCGCCGCUGUCGCCGCCGAAGAGAUCUCUCGGAAUGCUGCUGCAGUUGCAGAGACAGCAUCAAAGAGCAUUGCUGAGUUGCAACAUGGUGCCGAAGAUUCAGAAUCCCCCAAAGAGGAUGAAGUGGCUGAAGGAUCUGCAGCUGACAAGGAAAGUGGCAAUGAGGGUGACAAUUUGCGAAAAUCUGCUCUGGAUAAAUUGGAGAAAGCCAGUGAAGAUUCACUGCUUAGCCAGGGUUUGAAGGUUUUUGAUAAUUCAGUGGAGACUUUUGCUUCUGGGGCAUGGAGUGCUUUAGGAAGUGCAUUGAGAGGGGGCUCUGAUUUUGUUCACAGGCUUGAGAAUUCAGCUUCAAACCUUGCUGGAUCUGCACAGCAUGACGGACCAGGAGCUGCAGGUGCCAAUGCACCUUCCCUACUAGAGACUGGAAAAGCUUUUACUGCAAAGGGAAUGCAAGUGCUUGAGUAUGUUGGUAAGGAGACGAUGGACCUGUUAAUCAGUGAAACCGGAAUUGAGGUUGAGAAGGAUAAAAAAGAAGGUGAAGAACAAAAUGAUGAGGAUCAAUUAUUAGAGGAAGUGACAUUUGAUCGAUGCUUUUACAUUUAUGGAGGUCCAGAGCAGUUGGAGGAAUUGGAGGCUUUGUCUAGUCAUUAUGCCUUGUUAUUUAACCGAAGAAAAGUGAAGUUAUCGGCUGAACAGAAGUCUGUAUAUGAUGGGAAGCUUAAAGAGGUCCAACACCUUUUUAAUUUGAGUACUGAAAUUGAUAGCAGUGUUGAAUCAAACAAAGGAAAGACGAUAAAGAGAGGAAAUGAGGGAAGCAGUGAUGAGAUGAAGAAUUUACAUGAUUCAAGUGUCAGCAAGGCAGCUGAAAUGGCAGCAGGUUUCACUAACACCUUGGCUGGGCUAGCUGCUAAUGAUAUAAUUCAGAGAACUACAGCAAGAUUGGAAUCUCUCCAUUCUGAGGGAGUUCAUAGACUAUCUGAAAUGUGCUGUUUUGCGGUGUCUCAACUUCUACUGUUUGGCAAAUCCAUCAUUUCUCGUGCCAACAAAACUGAGGAAGAAACUGAUGAUGAUAAGGUGAACUUGGAGUGGCCUGAUGAUGUUACUGCUAAAGCUAAUAUGAUAAGAAUGAAUGCCCAAACAAUGAUAGGAUAUGUGGAAACAGUUUCCAACAGUUUUAUUACAGGCAUAUCUGAUGUAACUGAGGCCUAUCAAGCUGCCAUUAAAGCUGUUACUGCGGAGUCUCACAGAGCUGUUCCCCGGACUUCAGUCCAGGAAAAAGCCAGUGCCUUCUCUGAACACCUUCGAGCUGAUCAAACCACAGCAAUAUGCAAAAUCCAGGACGGCAUGCAAUUUUUAGCUUAUGUUCUCCUUUCAACCUCUAUGAAUGUUGCUUGAACACUAUUUGUUCCUAUUUGUAAAUAGUCAGAGUUUAAUUAGAAGUGAUACCCCUAAACUAUGGUUAGUGUACUUGGACCGUGCAUUGAUUAUUGAACCUUACUCGGUUGUAGUAGUGUCUGAACUGGGGCAGAUUUGUCCUGCUAAAUUGAUUCCUGCAGCAGUUCUAUUCUUUGAACCCUCGAAUCAGUCGGUCAUAUAUAUGAAGAGAUUUAGAUAUGCACACUCAUGUUAGUCGUUUUUGUUUAAUUAUUAACUAUUAUGUGGUAAUUUUAGUUGGAUGUAGUUGAUGGUUACAUAACUAAUAUGAAUUUUUUCAUUUUUAG